This is a messenger RNA of Dermacentor silvarum, 15585 nucleotides long. RefSeq names its product trichohyalin-like. Gene Ontology annotation, molecular function: structural constituent of presynaptic active zone. The record is from RefSeq and is a predicted model, not a curated record. Gene Ontology annotation, cellular component: cytoskeleton of presynaptic active zone. Gene Ontology annotation, biological process: maintenance of presynaptic active zone structure; neuromuscular synaptic transmission; regulation of synaptic plasticity. Lineage: Eukaryota; Metazoa; Arthropoda; Arachnida; Ixodida; Ixodidae.
CGCUUGCUGCUCGGUGAAGCCUCGGCGGGGCGGUCCGUUUUGCUGCCGCGACAGGACGACCGCUCGCGGGAGCCGCAUUUUCUCAUCCCGGCGUUCAUCCCGCCCCAAGGGAGGGCGGCCAUCAUCACCGAAAAGAAGAAGGUCCGAGGUGCGUGCAGUGCGCGAACGACGCUUCGUGCCCGAACCCGCAGCUCGGGGGUGCCCACCCCGCGACCCAUAGUGGAUACACGGAGACCCGAGUGCCAGCCCGGCGGCGGCGGAGUGCGGAAGAGCAGCGCGGCCAUCGGCCGGAUCGAAGCGCCGCGUGCGUGAGUGGCGCGAUGCCGGUGGCGGCGGCUGCUGCUGCGGCGGUGGCGGCCUCGGUCUCUUCGGCCACGACGACGAGCUGAGUGAGGCGCGGAUGCGGACCGUGCAUUUCGGAGCCGGAGGGGGCCUUCCCGAGGCCGGCAGCUAGCUGAGCGAGGCGGUGCAGCAGCGCAAGAAGCAAGCAGCAGCAGCGGGAGAAUACAAACGCGCGAGCGAUCGCAACGUAGAACCAUGUCCUCCCGCGACAUGUACGGCGGCUCGCAGAGGUCGCCCCGGGCGGCCCAGAGCUCGCGCGACGUGAUGCUGGGGCCGCCUAAGACGUCCUACGCGUCCAUCUCGCAGCCGCCGUCUGCCAGGGGAAGUCCCAUCGCGCGCAACCUCUCGUCACCGUCGCAGGGCCGCCGCAUGCGGCCCACCGGACCGUACGGCGUGAGCCGCUCGAGCAACAGCAGCCCAUUGACCAUGGCCACGCACGACUACUACGGCGACGAGCCGGACCUGCGGGUGUCGCACCGCAGCCGGUCGGCCACGCGCACCGCGCCGCCGGCCAUGCGCUCGUCGUACCCGGGCGUCAGCGUCGUCGACCAGGACUUCAUGCCCAUCAGGGACCGGUCCCUGGAGCGCGGCGCCGUGGACCUGGGCCGCCGCGGGGGCGGAGGAGGCUACCGCGAAGACAUGUACCGCGAGACCACCAUCGACGGCGACCCGUACCGGGACUACGGCGGCAGCAGUGGCCGCGGAGGCGGCGGCGGUGGGAGUUUCGUGGCCGAGCUGCAGAGCCGGCUUAACGAGCUCCAGAGUCAAUACGGGAGCGUCAAGCGGGAACUGGACGCGACCACGCAGAAGCUCGGCUCCAGCAUGCACAGCAUCAAGACCUUCUGGAGCCCCGAGCUGAAGAAGGAGCGCGCCUUGCGCAAGGAGGAGGCCGCCAAGUACGCCCUCAUCAACGACCAGUUGAAGAUACUGCGAUCGGAGAACCAGAAGCAGGCAUCGCUGAUCCGCCAGCUGGAGGAGGAGCUGCGGAUGGCGCACAUGCGAAAUCCCGACGCCGAGCUACGUCAGCACCUGGACGCCCUCUACGCCGAGAAAGAGCACAUGGCUAAGGAGAUAUUCCUGCUCAGGGAGACCAUCAAGGAACUGGAACUGCGGAUAGAGACGCAAAAGCAGACGCUCGCAUCCCGAGACGAGAGCAUCAAGAAGCUGAUGGAGAUGCUGCAGAGCAAGGGCGUCGGGGGCCAGAUGCUGGAUGAACAGCGUAUGGAGAUGGAGCGACUCAAGAGCCGCCUCAUCGAAUCCGAAGCCCGUGCGCGCCACCUGGAGACCAUGUUGGACACCAGAGACCGAGACAUUGGCAAGCUGGACGAGCUCCGGAUCGAGCUGAACAAGCGCGACCAGGAGCUCCUGGCCAUGGGCGCCAAGAUGAAGACGCUGGAGGAGCAACACCACGACUACCAGCGCCACAUCGCCGUGCUCAAGGAGUCCCUGUGCGCCAAGGAGGAGCACUACAACAUGCUACAGGCUGACGUUGAAGAACUGCGGCAGCGUCUGGAGGAGAAAAACAAGCUGAUAGAGAAGAAGACUCAACAGGCGCUCACAGCGACGCAGGAGCGAAACCAACUAAGCCAAGAACUGCAGGAGCUUAGAGACCACAUGGACAUCAAGGACCGAAAGAUCAACGUGCUUCAGAGGAAGAUCGAGAACCUGGAGGACCUGCUGAAGGAGAAGGACAACCAGGUGGACAUGGCACGUGCGCGGCUGUCGGCGAUCCAGGCGCACCACUCGACCUCGGAGGGCGCCCUGUCCAGCCUGGAGGAGGCCAUCGGCGACAAGGACAAGCAGAUCGUGCAGCUGCGCGAGCAGCGCGACCGCGCCGAGCAGGAGCGCAACGAGGAGAGGGACCUGCACGAGCGCCAGCUGGCCGAGUACCGCAUGAAGAUGCACGCGCUGGAGAGCGAGAUGGACAAGCUGCAGAGCCGCCUGGAGAAGGCCAACGCCGAGAAGGAGCGUCUGGAGACGCGCCUCGAGAACUCCCAGUCCGAGUUGGGACAGGCGCGUGCCGAGCUGGACAAGAUCCAGGCCGAGGUGAGCCGCUCGUCCGCCGACUGGGAGAGAAUGCGCGGCGAGCACGCGCGACUGUCGCUCGAGAACGACCGCUUCCGCGAGCACGUGGGCCGCCUCGAACAGCCCACGGUGACGUCGUCGCCGUACCGGAGCGCCACAAGCGUACUGCCGCUGCAGCAGCAGCAGCACGCGUCCGACGAGCGCACCCAAGAGAAACUCGACCGCGUGCAGGCCGAGCUGCGCCGGGCGCAAGCUGAACUGAGGAUGACGCAGGCGGAGCAGGAGCGGGCGCGAGGCGAGCAGGAGCAGCUGCAGGAGAAACUGGAGCGCUCCCAGGGAGAAGUGUACCGGCUCAAGGCCAAGCUGGAGAACGCGCAGGCCGAGAGGGAGGCCCUCCAGGAGGAGUACGACCGCGUGCAGGGCAUCGUGGCCCGAGGCCAGUCCGACAAGGACGCGGCGCUGGCCGAGGCGGAGACGCUGAGGGCCGAGCUGGAGCGCGUCCAGGGGGCUCUCACCAAGGCUCAGGUGUCACAGGAGAAGACGCAGGCGAUGCUCGACCGGGCGCAGCUGGAGGCCGACAGGCUCCAGGAGAAGCUGGACAAGGCGCUGACCGAGACGAGGAGGCUGGCUGCCGACCGCGAGCGCUGCCAGGAUGAGGUGCAGAGUAUGCAAGGGCAGCUGGCCCAGGCGCAGCUGCAUGCUCAACGGGCGCACAAGGAGAAGGAUGCGUUGCAGUCCGAGCUGGAGCAGACGAGGGAGAAGGCCGACAGGGCGUUGGCCUUGCAGCAGAGGCUGCACAAGGAACGUGACGGCGCCCAGGCCGAAGCGGACGCAUUGAGAGACCGUCUGGAAAUCCUCCAGAGUCAACUAGCCAAGGCACACAAGGAGCGGGAGAACGUCCAAGCAGAGUUUGAGGUGAUGCGUGACAGGCACGACAAGAUUGCGCUCCAGGCGGAGCGAGGACGAGCCGAGGCCGACGCAGCACAGGCCGAGUUGCGGGCAGCGCGCGACCGCGCCGACAAGCUCCAGCUGCAGCUGCAGAAGGCCCAGGAAGAGAGGGAACUGUGCAGGCUGGAACAGGACAAGCUCCGCGAGAAGCUUGACAGGGCACAGGCGGAAAGCUUCAAAGCCCAGACCCGCUUGGACCAGGGUCAGGCAGAGGCGGACCGCUUGGCCCUGGAGUUAGACAAGUGCCAGGUCCUGCUGGCUAAGACCAAGGAAGACCAUAAGCGCUCUCAGGAAGAGUUUGAAGGCUUGCAGGAUCUCUACGUAAGAACGAACGCCCAGUUGGCCAAGACCAAAGAGGCCGAAGAGAAGACACGACAGGACCUCGAUCGCUGUCAAGUAGAGCUGGAAGUGGCCCGCGAUCGUUUGGAUAAGGCACAGCUGGAGGCGCGCCGUCUUCAAGCCGAGCGCGAUCGGCUGCAAGCCGAGGUCGACCGCAUGUCUCUAGAUAUGGACCGCAUCCAAACGCAAGUGGGGAAAACGCAAACGCAUCACGAAAAGUCGCAGGAAGAACUGGCAAGAAUGCAAGUGGAAUUGGAAAAGCUGUACGAAAAACUGGAUAGGGCACAGACGGAGUUGCGUAAAACACAGAACGAAAAGGAUCGCCUUCAGUCUGAGAAAGAGAGCCAGCAGGCGGAACUGGAACGCUACCAGGCGCAAAUGUCCAAGUACCACAGCACCCAGGACAAGUCUCAGGCAGACUUCGAACGGCUGCGUAUCGAUGUUGAAAAGAUGCGGGACAAGUACGAAAAGACGCUCGCGGAGCUCAACAAGACAAGCGAAGAACACGCGAAGCUCAAAGCCGAGCUGGAUCGAACACGGUCGGAGAAGGGUGUCACCCAGGAAGAACGCCAGGCGCACGCUAAUGAAAUUGAACGGCUCUACAUCGAAGUUGAAAAAGCCAAGGACAAAUAUGAAGGCGCCAAGCUCGAGGUCAAGAAACUUCAAGACAUGCGCUCCCAGCACCAAGCCGAAAAUGAGCGGUUGCGCAGAGCCCUGGAAGCUACGCAGGCCGAGCUCAAAAAGGCCUCUGCGGCAUCAGACGAUCGGCAACGCCAAGAGAUAGAGAAGUUAACAGCCGAAUGUCAGAGGCUCCGUGAGCGAGCCGACUGUGCUAUCCAGGAGAGGGACUCGCUUCUGACAGAACUGAACAAGGCUCAGGCAAAACUGGAUUCCCUGCAGGAGGCCAGUGAAGGAGACCGGCAGAAGAGCACCUCGGAGGUGGAGCGCCUCAGGCACCUUUUGGGUCGCUCCGAAGAAGACCUCCAAAAGACGGUCGGCGAAAACAGCAGGCUACAGAUGGAGGUGGAGCGGUUGAAACAGGACGUCGAAGACGCUGAACGGUACAUCGCGAACGUGCAGGAGAGUACGCAGAAAGACCGCAGCCAACAGGAAAGCCUUCGAGCGGAGACGAAACGGCUCCACGAAACCCUCGAGAUGGUCCAGGAGGAGCUGCGCAAGACUUCCCAGGAACGCAACAGGCUCCAGAUCGAGGUCCAGGAGCUAGUUUCAGAACUGGAACGACGCAGCGGCACGGACACCGCUGCGCGUGCGCAGGAGGACGCGAGGAUACGGGGUGAGAUCGAGAAACAGCAGCUAGAACUCCAACAGUUGCACAAGGAACUGAAGAAGAGCACACAGCAAAUGCAGAAGCUCGAGACCGAGAACAAGGAGCUCAGGGCCAAGCUGGAAAGAGCUUUGGAUGCAGCUGCUCAUGCGCAAAAGCAGUCGGAAGAGACCCACGCCGAGACUACGAAACUAAGAGAGGCAAACCGAAUGCUGAAGCAGCAGCAACAGCAACUCCAGCAGCAGGCCACUGGUGGAAUGAAGGAAGGCGAGCGCGAAAAGAUGCAGAGGGAAUUGGACAGGAUGCAAGUCGAAAUGGAGUGUCAGAGAGAAGAAGCAUCGAAGCUGAGGAAGCAGCUGGAACAGUCACGGGCGGAAAUCAAGAAUUUCUCAGUGGAGCGAGAUCGCUUCCAGGAGCAGCUGGAGAAACUGGUUCAAGAGAUCGAACGGAGGGAGACGGAGAUCCAGAACCUUCGCGCGAAAGGCGCCCAGCCUCAGGCGAACCCCAAAAUGGAAGCCGAGCUCGAGGCCCUCAGGAAGAGGCUCGACGACCGACAGAAGCAGCUGGACGAGUUCGAAAAGAGGCUCAAGAAGAAGAAAGAGAAGCUGGAGCAGGCCGAGGCUGCCAUGCAAAAGGCCGGCAGCACGGAGACGGAGCAAGAGCUGGUCCGACAGCUGGCCGAGUUGAAGAUGCGCUGCGCCGAACUGGAGACGAGGCAGCCACCGCCGCCUCCGACUGGAGGAGCCAACGAGGCCGAGCUGGAGCGGCUGCUCCAGAUCAUGUCUUCCCUCGAGGAAGAGAAGUUCAAUCUGAACGCACAGAUCAAGCAGCUGCAAGAGGCGCUAAAGGACCGAGACAGCAAACUGAAUGCGCUCAAGCGGAGCCAGCAGACAGACAAGACGCGAAGCGCCCAGAUGAUGGACGAAGCUCGCCGGAGAGAAGGAGACCUCGGUCGAGAAGCUUCCAAAGCUCAAGAGGAAGUGACGCGGCAGCGGGAGCGCAUUGAGGCCCUGGAAGAGGCCCUUCGGGAAAGCGUCGAGAUCACCGCCGAGAGCGAGGCCGAAGUGGUGCGCCAAGAGUCCCUGCUGAGGAAGGCCCAGGAGACGGUAACGGACUUGGAAGCCCAACUUCGUCGCGCGAAGAGCAGCGAAUGCGUCCGCUGUGGCAGCUGCCCCGACCUCAGGUUCCAGAUGAAGGACGUUGGCUGGAAGGCCAUGUGGGCGGAACGGAAGCGCCACCUGGACGAGCUCUACGACAUGAAGUUGGAGGCGCUGUCGUCGGCCAUCAGCGAAAAAGACGCGCACCUGGCGCUGCUGGAAGAACAGCCAAUCCAAGACGAGAACACCAAGCGCCAGGCGGAGAACCUGCGCGCCGAAAAGGAACGCCUUGUUCAGAGGAUCAAAGUGGAGAACGAGAGCCGGGUCAAGAUGAUCGCUGAAGCUGACGACGCCUUGCAACGAGUCAACGGCACUGGAGAUGACGACACGGUGAAUGAGCAGGAUGACAAGGUGAACACGUCGUGACCUCCUCGGAAUUCGCGGCCACGCAGCUGCCUUCGAUACGGAUAGCUUGACACUGAUGAAAGCUGACGGCCACGGGAACCAACGUCCUGCUUCGCUGCACAACCCUCCAUAUACCGCCUUCGUCGAUUCCAUGUGACAACAGCCUUCUCUUUGUUAUCGUUUCUGCUGUUAUCUCUGCGAUGCGAUAUUGCUCGUUCUUUUUCUACUGGCACUUGACGUUAUGGCGUGAAAGUCGUGAUGUACGUAAUAUAUUUGUUUAUUUAUUUUUUUAUUCUGCUCAUUUUCUCACCGUGCCAAAAACUGGACGGGACGUCCCUGGCGAGCCCGAACUCGCGCACCGCGUGAAGGCGAGUUAUGCUUAAUUCUUAACCUUCCGGGUUUUUUUGUACAAAGAGUCAACCUGUUGACUUGUUGCAUACGUGAAUUCUCUUGACAGUGAAGGAAAGACCCAUCCACAUUUUUUUUACCCAUCAUAUAAAUCCACAGCGCUGUAUCUCACUGAGAAACAAAAUACCAAGUAUGUUUUACUUUUCUUGUUACUGCUACCACUUUUUCUGAUGUCUACGGGGAGCGAUACGUAAACGAUCGUUACGCGUUCUUUUUGUUGCAUCACAAUUUGUUUAUAUAACUUUUUGUUUGUUUAACGCAAGCUGAUGUAUUAUUUCUUGUAUAUGACAAGCAACGUUGCCGCUUUUAUUGACUGUACAUAUUGCGUGUUUUUACGAGACGUGUGCUUUCGUCUGCGCCAGUAAUUGAGGCGUCUUCAUCAUAUACAUAUUGGUGUAUGUUGUGCGUAUUUCGAACACCCUUUGGUAUCGUCCCUUUUUUGCUUGUGCUGUAUGUUUAUAGGCGAGAAAGCAAUCUUUCUUUUUCCCCAACGAAGAGUUGAGCUGCCAGGUCCUGGAAACGGCAGAAGUUCUCCAGGACUAAGACAGGUGGGCAGCCAGAUUACGUCACACGAAGCGGAGAACACAGACCAUAUUAAACAGAAACCUCGUUUUACGUGCAAAGCCGCUGUGUUCGAAGUCGCCCGGAGUCUUAGUUACGACUGGUUGGCUUUCACGUUUGGUCGUGGCGAUGAGCGGGCGAACCGCCAACUAACGCAAAUCGUGCACGUAAUUUUGGUUAUUGAGCCAAUUUCGACUUACGCUAUGAUAAGAAACGCACUGGCCAAUGACAGAAAAAUAUUGGAAACAUAGCUCUUUGCCACAACCGAGUGAAAGGACAUUGAUACACAAAAUAAAUCAAGCUUUUAUGAGAUAUAUCGCGAGUCUCUGUGAGCCUGCAGAGAUAAAAGUGAAUAAUCGAUCGUUCAUACAGCAUAUGCGUUACUGCGCGCUAUAUUUUAUUGACCAUGAUGAAGCAACAGUAGGGAAGAUUGCACACAUCUGAAGGAUACAAGAGACAAUUUCCUGCGUCGAUUAAAGUCCUGAGAUGAUGUAUCUUGUUCCAUUACGCUGUAUCCCAUCUUCGCGCUGUUGUUUCACGCUGAUUAAGGCACCAACAAGCUGACAUUUGCACCUUGCUGUAUUUUAUUCAUGUUGUGCUGGCAGCGAGCAAACGCAUAAACUUUCCGCGGAUAAACAGUGAGACGCAGUGUUGUUCAUUCGUUCUAGCUGAAACAAUCGUAGGAGCUGGCGUUCGAAUAGUGAUUCAGCAUAUUUCAGUCAAGAAGGAGGAAUAACUAUGGGCACAUAUCACUAGAUCGAAACAAGGUUGUACUGUUAUAACAUGUAGCUGUGGAGACAUAGUACUCUGGCAAAAGGAGACCUAUGAGCUUAAACGUUCAGAGCACUUAAGAGCACUUAACUGACACCAAGCUGAAGGUUGUUUGCGACUUAAGAAGCACAGUAUAUGGCUCUCCUUUGAGCUAUCAAUAAUGGAUUUCUGUGUACUCAGGAGAGGGCACAGAAGCACAAGGGUAUGUUACGUUACACUUAGGUCUGUCAGCAGUUUAAUCGCAGUUGUUCACAAAUAGGACGCGGAAGGAGGAGUGUAUUGCGAUGCCAUACUUUUUUUUCAUUAUUCAAAUGAUCGUUCUAGUUGAGUAAUACAUACCUGGAGAAUACUCUAAGUGAUCAUGAUCAGGUCACAGUUCUUGGUAUGGUCUGUGGCAGUUCUGAACUCAGUGAAAAGUUGAAUUCUCUGUUCUUCGAUCAAGCUCACGCUAACGUGGUGAUCUUCGCUUGCCUAAUGAAAAAUUGGGCAUCGUUUAUAGUCAUAUAGUCACCAAUCAGGACAUUCAAUAACGCUGAUUCGCGCACUUUCCCGUAUUGCAUAAGUUUACCACCAGAAUCACCGGAAUUCAUUACUGCAUGCACUGGCCAGCUUGCCGAGAAUUCAGCCACCACUACUACUUUGUUCUUCCUUCUAUCAUUAAGAGAAGACACCAUGAGAAGAUGUCAGGUACAGCUGUAGAUGCAAGCCUACAGGAAGCGGCAGUGGUCCUAUAUGCGUUCCAUAAUGACGGAUUUGAUUUAGUAAGCUUCAUUGCAAUACAUAUCUGUAUUGCGGUGAAGCGCACAAAAAUAAAAUCGCACAGGCAGACGAAGGCUUCAGGAGAGCACCUCAGAUUAUGAUAAAGUGGGCGGCGCAGGACCUUCAACCUACGGACCAGUCCGGGUACCAGAUUUAGUGUUACCGCGCCUUGAUGUCCUGGAGGCACCGCCGAAGUAUACUAAAUAAUUACAUGUUGUUUACACGUAGCAGUUGCGCAAUUUCUCACUUCCAUUCAACGCAACACAGUUUGUAUGCUUCACCACAUAACAUUGUUGUACUGCGGUGAAGCGAUUAUGAAACACAGAUAGGACUUGCUCGGGAAACUACCAUUUGGAGUAGUGCUGAAGCUCCGACGACGUGUACGUUCAAAUUGAUACAGGUUCAGAGAGUGAUGCGAUACAUGGCUUAGACACCGCAACGAAAGCGUAGGUCCACUCUGAAUCAAUGAUUUAGUGAAGCGUAAGCACGCGCUUUGCCACGACGCUUCUGUACAGCAGGCAAACGGCAAACAACUGCUAGCCGACACUUAAUUAAACGCCCAGAGCUCCACUUCACUUAUGAGCAGGACAACUUCUGACCUCUAAAUUCCCGCAGUCACCUAAGUGAUCGGACAAGAGAGACGGCUCCGUAGACUGCUCACUUCGGUUUCUCGGCCGAAUCAUCCACUUUUCCUUUGGCAGGUCGGCCGACCGGUGGCCUUUCACGCAGCGUGGUACAGCUAGCUAUGCAAGAGCCUAGACGGCGCCAACGUCCCCGCCCAUGCGCUACGUCUUCUGACAUUGGUACUUAGGACACGCGAGUGUACGUACGAAGUUAAAACUGACGCCCGGAAAGUUGUGACCAUGUCGUUGUAGCUAGCAUCCGUGCUCGGCGGCUUCACUGUCGCCAUCGCCUAAGUUAUCAGCAAGGACAGUUUGGUCAUAUCCUGAACUGGCAACAAAACCGGUUUCGCAACAAGGUCAGGGCCUAGUUAAUGCAACGUCCAGUCGUCUCUACGAAGGUUGCAGAUUUGCGAACCUGCUACCUCUGUCACUGCGAAGCUGAUGGCAUUUAACAUGCAGCAUGUCAAUCUUGUAUCAUGGGCGAACGACAGGAAAGAGAUUAUUUCAGCUUUCAGUAAACGGCAGCUACGAUUCAUGAACCUUGGCAGACGUUAAGGCCUGGCUCUGGCACUUUCAGAAAGACAACUGGCGGUUGGCGCAGGAACGUUGUCGAGCUGAGGCUAUGCCAGCUGCACGCGACCGCAGUUCGCAACCUUUCAAACGUCGAGUAUUCAGGUGUGCUUAUCGGGCUCCUCGAGAGGGUUCCGGCAAGGUGGGCGGACUCACCUCCCGCAAGGAGCAAGACCAUGUGGAGCGGCCCUUUCUGUUCCGCUAUUCUGCAGUGCCUCUCUCUGUCUCUCUCAGACGAUUCAAAUCAUUCCUACGCUUCGCGCGCUCCUUUCACUUAUUUAUCGGGCGUGCGCAGGCCAGCCAAACGUGGAAUGCGUUCGCAAGCGCUUCUCAUUCACGUUAUUGUUAUUUUUUUUUCCUGUGUGUCGUGUACAUGGUGGCAGCCGGCAAACUCAGCCGCGCCAGGCAGAGUCCGCGGCGCUUGGAUUUUCCAGUUUAUUUGUACGGCGCCGGUUUGCAACUCACUCUGGUCGCGAGAUGCAUGGUGUCGUUCCAGCAAUGUAGAUGAAGACGUCUAUGGGAGAAAAAAAAUCACUGUUGUUGCAUUGUUCGUUCUCUAUCGUUUGUUGUUUUUUACACACUGUUACGCGUGUACUGUCAUCAUUAUUUCCUUCUCCCUCGAGUGUCUGUAAACCUUAACUAAACUGUGUAUCCUCGAAACCAUAAAAAAAACAAAAAUCAACAAAGAAAUGAAAACUCAGCCUCUCUCCUCGUCACCGUGGUGUGCACUCUAUAAUUACUUAGGUAUAUAAAUAUAUAUGUAUAAAUAUUAUGUAUAUGUAUACAUAAUGCAUAUAUGUACAUGUUGGUGUGUGCGCAUGUGUGCGUGUUUCUGUUUAUGCGUUUUGUCUUCGCGUAAUAUAUAAAUAUGUGUGUAAAUACAUGCUAGCUUAUUCCGUGCCGCUGGCCCCCAUUCGACGGGGAAUAAGACAGCGAUGAGAUGGUUCAGCGCGGACAUUUCGCUCGGGGUUUCAAGCGAGCUCCGAGACGUGUCUCACAAGCGCUAGUGUGUUAACAAGUUUCGCUGAAAACGAUCUUGAGCACUUCUAUAACUACACACGUAGCCAGAUUAGACGCGACGUCGAAAAGAGAAGGAAACCGAGUUGGCGCCUGCGCAUUCUUAUCGAUGGCAGGUUCCCAUUGGUGACUGUUGGUCCCCGUUGGUGACUGGGGCUUAAACGGGCUCGUGGUGGGCCUUAAUAGCUGCACUGUCUGUCAUCCUUCAGCCCGUAGCUGUACAUAUAUCAAACAAUAGGUGCGCUACGUUCUAAACGCAAUUCCUUUGCGGAAAACAGUCAUGACGUUUCUUACGAUGCUUUCUUGAAUGUCUUCUCGCGUACCUGAUGGCCUUAUACUUUUGAUUGGCGUGGAAAAGAAUCCUGUUCGCUUAGCUGUCAGGCUGGGCAUACCUUAUGAUGAGUUCUGUGAGCCAAACAGGAAAAGAGUACAGGUACAGAAUAAACGAAAAGAAAAGAAACUGUUGUGGGCUUGGAAAUAGGUUGACAAUGCUUCUGAGGCAGGGUGCUUAGAAGGUGAGCUCUCUGCACAGGUUGUCGACGCACCUUGGUUCACAAAAUGCUUUCUGGUGGUUCCUCGCGUGCUCAAGCGCAGAUGUGUCCCAACACUGCCAACGCAUUUAGGAAAAACAAACUGACGUGCUUUAUCGCAAUUCUUUUUCUAAACGUGUCUGCAAACGUGGACGAGAAUGACCCAUCGGGGUUCGGUUGAGAAUGACAAGGCUGCCACUAUACAUAGGCUAAGAUGACGUCACCCCGUUCGCGUAUGUAUCCUGUGAGCGAUCGUAUAGUCUGGAUGAGUGACUGGUGUGUAUAGAUAGACGGAGCGUGUCAUUUACAAGGCUCUGCUUCAGCAUGUAUUGAAGCAAAGCGCGAGUGUGUUAAGCGAAUGGAAAGCCUGGGACUCUGUUACGUCAAAAGUGGUUUGCGUGACGUCACCUAGAGUUAGCGACAGAUUGUCGUCUUAAAGCGGCAGACGCACGGGGCGAUGCGUGCCCUUGGUGACGUAAAUAUUUAAAAUUAAUUACUGUGCUUCGACAGCCCACACUUUAGAGCAGUGGGAAACAUUGCACCCAAGAAUUGACCGGGACAGCUAAUAGAUGGUUUCAGCAUAGCGGAGACGUAGUAGUACAGCAGAUACGAUACCGAAGAACCGGAGGCUAACCGGAGGCAGCUCUGCUGGCGACAUCUUGCGACAUAGUGAUCAACCAUAACACACUGGAAGUGGUCGUGUGUUGCGCAAUUCUCGUGUUCGGAAAAUAUAAUUUACAAACUUUCGUCAUUCUUGUCUAUGUGGACAAGUUUACGCCAGCUGUUAAGCGUAUAGCAGUCGGUCAUUUCAAUCCAAGCUGAACUGCGAUUUUUUUUAAAUAAUAUUUCGCAAGAGGUCGUUAGCAUCGCUGUUACUCGCUUCCACGCCUCCCAGUAUCCGAGUGUCAGUUAAGCUAGCACGUCUCAGCUGUGCUAAAUCUGUCUGAUACCUUGAAGAAGCACGGCGCACGUCGUAAUGACGCGACACAUAACUAUAGACCCCUUCAUGCACUGCAAGAGAGAAUGUUGUCUAGAAAUAUGAAUUGGAAUAAAUCCAAUGCAACUGCAGGAAACACGCACAAAGUUCACUUGGAGGCAUUAAAGUGUACCCUUUCCGCGUAUGUUUGUUUAUAUUUGUAUCGUCGCUUCCUAUCUUUGUAUUCUGACAUUAGCGUUUUAAUUAGUGUCACUCGCCAUUACAGAUACGUGCUCGUGAAUUUUGUUAGUUUAAAAUUACUAUUCAUGCAUUGGUGCGUUCUGGGAUCUGCCCAUGCGAAAGGCGGUCGCCUCAGAAACGUCGGCGCAAUGCAACGGGCUCAUUGAGCUCGAAUUUGUUUUCUUUUUUUUUUACUUUUAGUGACGCACAUAUUACGACAUACACGUUCUCUAGAUCAGUAGCACAAAGCCUGAUCACACUAGCGAUAUAGAACCGCGUGGCGACCGCUAACUUCUAUUAAUAUUGCUGCCGUAUGCAAAAAUUUCACAGCAGUGUCAUCUCGAGCGUCUACAAAAGCUUAUCGACACAGUAGGAAUGUAAAUUGCAAAUCAUCUGUCUCUUUGAAAGGAAAUAUUCUGAAUAAGUGACCUUCUGGAGAUAAUGCAUUAAACAGUGCAAAUAUAGUUGUCAUUGUCGCCUAAUCGUACACAUCACUUGACAGGUCAGUAAUAGUUUAUGGGCCUUUUAGAGUUCCAAUGUCGGUACUGACACGUUUAGUUGACAGUUGAAUAACAAGAGGAAAACACCGAAAAUAGAUGCCUCUUUACUUGUACGUCUCGAAACCGAAACUAAGACUCGGCAAUGACGUCAUACUCUAUACCUGAUGAGGUUGUCACUUACUGCUUUGUUACGUGCUUUUUUUUUAAAUUAUGCAAUCGUAGUUGCAUUUGCGGGCUCAAAAAGAGGGCUUUAAGAAAUUGUCUAAUUUACAUUCCCCUCUGCGGGCUUAACGCUUGUCGCAGUCAAGAAUUGAAGCUGUUGGGGUGUAUAUAUUUUUCAAGAAGAGCUGCCUCAGCACAUAAACAGUUUCAUCCAUUUCCUUCAAUAUUUACGCGCAACAGAACCAACGCAUGAAUUAUUCUACAGUGUACUGAAAGGAAGCCAAGCGAAAUGUAUUGGAUACUCAUGUCACGUGAGUGUAUUGCAAUGCGUUAGGAUUUCCGUGAGUUAAGAGUGGGCCCUCCGCGACCCAUCGAACUCCUGAGUGGUAUAGUGUGCGUACAUGCGCACAUAUAUAUAAGCACUGGUGCUCAAGCUUUCACAUAGCCAAAACGAAGUUGGUCGUUUGGUGAAGAAGCUUAGGCCACGAUAAUUUCUAGUAAACGAAAAAAAAUAUAUUCUACCAAAUUGCAGUGGAGGAUAGAAGUGACCAUGCGCUAAUGAGCGGGCCACCUUUCCUUGAAGGUAUCGUGUUUUGAAAACGUUCGACAGGGCCUCUAUUACAAGCACGUUCUUUGCGAAGAUUUUGUUGUUGCUUUUCAGUUUAUGUGGCUCGCUCUAUUACUGGCAUUGGUAGGAAGAAGAGAAUGUCAAGGACGCUCCUUUCGGAGCGUCCUUGACAUUUCGAAAGGAGUGUCCUGUGACGAAAGGAGCGUCACAGUGUAUAUGAAACUAUGAAGCUAUUGCCUACUUCAGCUAAUAUUUGCAAAAUUAAGGAAAGAAGCAGGGACAGAAGAGAAGGGAGGCGCACGUAACGGAACGUUUUUGUAUGUCUCUUCUUGUGUCAUUAGAAAAAAAAGUUUUCUUGCGUUACUUUUACCCAGAAAACAUUCUGUAUGCUACAGCGAGGUGGCUCUAUUUCUGAGCUGUUUCCACGGCAGGCUGCCACGCUUAUGUGCUCCCUCUCACAAUUCGUGUGCAGCGCUACCGGAGGUACGAGGCGUACACAGGUAAUAUUACUGCGCAGCGGAAUAUAGUUCUGCGCGUAGGUGCCUGAUUAAUGGCAGGUUUAGAGUGUUUUGUUUUUGCUUGGUACAAGAGUCCGUUACAGCGAUACGACACGUGUUGGGAGAUUCGCGCAUGCGUGUCGUAUACCUCGAAUUCAGAAGCUGCUGAGCAGACGACGCGGCGCGGAUGAGCACAUCUCGAGGGGAAUUCGGCCUUCCUAUUGGCUAAGGAGUCCUGCAGCUUCCACAGUGCCCCCAACGAUUUGUGAAAUGGAGUACAAGUGAGCAUAGCUCUUCGGCAAACUUGAAGGCCCUGCAAGCGUAACCGCUUGCCCCGUUCACAUUCUGUCAGAAUUUCCUACACGUAUGAUCUGAGAUUAGGUUUACAUCAGGCUUACAGACGUUUUUGUUGGAUGUGCACGGGCAACACUUAAAGACCUGUUUUUGAUUGUACUGUUCGUGGUAGCAGGAAGUUACGUGAUAUCGUAAUUAGCGGCAGUGAUCGACGGACGUGUUGUUCUGCAAUACGUGAAAACACUCACACAAAACGGAAGAAAGAAGAGCGAGCACAUGACGAGAACGAACGAUCUCAGCGGUUUGAGUACAUUACAUCUCGAGCGCGUCCCGGUCAUUGCACGGAAUGGGCGUGCCGACAGCAAUACUUUUUUUUUUCUUCUUUCCCGAACUCCUCCGUGUUAGUACACCGAUAGCACCCCGUUCAGCGGUGGACGUCGCUCCCUCGGCUGCACGCCAUUCAUGUUCGCUUGCUGUGUACGCAUGUAAGCUGAGCCGCAGCAGGUGUGGCGAGGUGCGCGUGUUUUUUUCUGUGUGUGGUUUGCGCCUGACGCUGUGUGUGUCUGUCUGUCUGUCUGUCUCUCUCUCUCUCUCCCACUCGCUAUCGCUUUCUAUUUCACUCUCCAACAGCUCUGUCGCGUGCUGAUUCUUCACGAGGAGAGUGCAUAUGCUAUGUUUGAGAAAAACAAAUGGAGGGCAUUAAAAGCAAAUCGUUUCAUCGCCAGCAC